This is a messenger RNA of Limulus polyphemus (Atlantic horseshoe crab), 2267 nucleotides long. RefSeq lists its product as uncharacterized. The record is from RefSeq and is a predicted model, not a curated record. Bases 78 to 2267 code for a protein of 729 amino acids. The transcript has a single exon. NCBI's taxonomy places the organism in Eukaryota, Metazoa, Arthropoda, Merostomata, Xiphosura, Limulidae.
UCCAGAAGAACGGUGACAGCCAGUAGGAACUUUAAUUUGUGAUUUUAUAUUUUCAAAUACGUCUAAUUACGACAACAAUGGAACUCUACAAAAGUGUUUGGAAGAGUGAGAGGCCAAGUGGCCGAUGUACCUCUUUGUUUUCCAGCAAGACUGAGAGGCCCGAUGGCCGAUAUGCUACUGUGUCUUACAGCAAGCCUGAGAGGACAAGUGACCGAUGUACCUCUGUGUUUUCCAGCAAGACAGAGAGACCAGGUGGCCGAUACGCCACUAUUUCUUUCAGCGCAACUGAGAGGCUGGGUAGUCGAGGUGCCACGAUGUCUUCCAACGAGACAUCGUCUUAUCUGUCAGCUGUAAAAUGGGGAGAUGAUAGCUAUUACCUUAAAGAAUUCACUGAACAAUUUCCUCUUCCACAAGUGGCCAAGAUUGUCAAGGGUCAGUAUCUAAACCUCGGACUUUCAACUCUUCCUUCCCCAAAUCCAAAUAACACGGUAUUUUUAGUGACCGGUGGAAAACGAAUCAAAGUAGCCGCUCAGUGUGUGAAAUUCAAAGAUAAGCGGCGAGUAAUCAUUGUGGGGCCGAAAUUGGCCAUCCCAGACAACUAUGACGGAUGGUUUGAGAUUUUGUCCGAAGAUGGCCAACCGGUCAGGUGUCUAGAAAACGUGGCGGAACUAGCCAAACGCUUUCCUUCCAUGUGCCUAGUUAGGGAAAAUAUUAAAGUGUUUACUUCGAAAAGUGACGACCCCGAAAACGUUAGCGAUAAAACAAAAACUCUUCAGGCUGGGGAAAUUAUACGUCUUAUCAAGGAAGUGUUAGCUGCCCCCCUCAGAGGCAAAGCCCCUGGACGCUUUUUGCGCUGUUUGACCUCAAGGAAAGAGACCGUUUAUCUGAGUAUUGAACAGAAGGGGAAGUUCAGUCCAGUGGCUGGUGAAGACAAUAUUUCUGGUGUCCACAGAAUCAAAACCAUUUUAAGUAAACGCUUACCAUUAAUGGUGCGAUUAGUUCACGGGAAGCCUCCUACUGGCCUAAAAACGAGUUUCAGGUUCCUACCCGAAAUGCGUCUAUAUUCAAUGUUUGAAGAGGAGUGUGUUUUGGCUCUUCCGCUCCAAAAGGAUUUUGCUAUGGUACCGUUACCUCUAACGGCACCUUUGAAACUGCUAGGUCCUCAAAAUGUCGAAACUCUCAUGAAACUUCGAGAAUAUGCGAAUCUUUGUCAGAAGUGCAAGGAAAUGGUACGAGCUGUUUCAGAUAAAAUCCAGGUGUUUGAUAUCAUAAUGAGUAAAGAGUUUCGAAAUAAGACCAGAACCUAUCCUAGCAGAGAUUCUCUUAAAAAAAACAGUCACGUUUCUCAGGUUAGACGUAAUCUAUCAGACCCCCAGGAACAGGGAGAAGCGAAGACGACCAUGAAUUUGGAGAGAGAAUUCUCAGCACCAGGUAAAAUUCCCCAGCAACGGCACAAGAAAGGGGUGGACACUGACGACUAUGAUGAAAUAGACAAAAUCUACGAAAGUGUCCGAGGGUUCUUUUCACUUCCUGAAAUGAUAAAAACCAAAUUUUCAACUAGUGGGAGCCAUUCCAACCUGGAAACCUCAUCCACUUUCUUUUCCCCUGUUCCACCUUCUUCCUUGGUUGUUACUGAAGAGGAUCCUCGAGAACAAGGUGAAAAACCGGAGCCCCCACCAAUUCAAACUAUUCCUCCCUUAAAAACACCCAGUAAGACAGAGCUCACAAAUCAAACAGCCCAGAAGAUAAUUAUUAGCAUUGUUAACAAACAAUCCCAUCAACUUAAAGGAGACUUAUUAAGAAGCAUGGACAUUUACUCUUCGGAAGACCACAUAUACGAGAGAAUUGACGAGAUAAAAGGAACUAUUGGUAGCUUCCAGAACAAAAGAAAAGCCCCUGUACGCUCUUAUAGUGCUGGAAUGAUUAACGUUCCCGGCGAACAUCAAAAUAAUAACUUUACAAUUAGAAAUGGUCCUCAUCAUGGAGAGGUUCCCAAGAAGCGAUUACUGAAGUAUUCUAAUAGUUAUUCAAUUCCUUUCCAAAGAAGCCGUGGCAUCAAGACUUGUAUUUUAAACAAAUCGGUCACAAUGCCAUCCCUCUUCAACACCCGCUAUAAGUCACUGACUAAUCUCGAUCCGGAGUUCAGAAAUACUCUCGCUUCCAGCAACUUCAAUGACCUAACAUCGUCUUACUGUAAAGAGACAACUAAAGGACAGCACCGAGAUCACAAGUCUUUCCUGAAAAGACAACUGUGUGAACAAUUAUAA